Messenger RNA from Rotaria sp. Silwood1, 2409 nucleotides. Lineage: Eukaryota; Metazoa; Rotifera; Eurotatoria; Philodinida; Philodinidae. The record is from the annotation of a GenBank genome assembly.
AUGACAAGUUCUCCUGCACCAAAAUAUCAAAACAUGGAAAAUGAAAAAAAGAAUUCCAUUGAUGAUCAAAGUAUACAUGGUCAAGAUAAUCCAGUAUUUUCAACAGAUGAUAUUAAUGUUGCUAUUAAACAAUUUAAUAAACCUUCAAAGUAUAAAAAUAAUUUACAUGUAACAUUUCGUAAAGAUAGUUUAACAGUUGAUAUUAAUCCACAUCGUAAUUCUUCAGAAUCAUCAGAUGAUAAUCAAAAUGAACAAUCAUCAUAUGAAGAAGUAGCUGCCAAUGUUUCGAAUAAAGAUGAUUCAAAUAUGUUAGUUUUAACAUUUCGUUCAUGGUUUUUGGGACUUGCAUUUACUUGUAUUUUAUCAUUUGUCAAUCAAUUUUUUUUCUAUAGAACAUCACCAUUAAUUAUUGGUGUACUUGUUGCUCAAUUACUUUCACAUCUACUUGGUAAACUCAUGGAAAAAAUAUUACCACGUAGAAAAUUUAAAAUUUUUCGAUGGAAUUUUACUUUUAAUCCAGGUCCAUUUACUGUUAAAGAACAUUGUAUUAUUACAACAAUGGCUGCUACUGGAGCUGGUACAGCUUAUGCAAUUGAUGUCAUUACUAUUCAAAGAUUAUUUUAUAAACGAACAAUAAAUACUGCGAUUGGCAUUAUUUUUGUUAUAACAUCUCAAGUUCUAGGAUAUGGGAUGGCUGGUAUAAUGAGAAAAUUUCUUGUUUGGCCAGCAGCUAUGAUAUGGCCAGCAAAUCUUGUUAAUUGUGCACUUUUUCGAACUUUACAUAAUGAUAAAGACAAUGGUGAUGAUAAUGAAAAAUCACGUUGGAAAAUGUCUCGUUUAAAAUUUUUCUUCUUAGCAUUUCUUUUUCAAUUUUUAUGGUAUUGGUUUCCUGGUUAUAUUUUUCCAGUUUUAUCACUUUUCUCUUGGAUCUGUAUGAUUAAACCUAAUAAUGUUAUUCUUUCACAACUUACUGGUAUUAAUGGAUUAGGUAUUGGUUCAAUUGAAUUAGAUUGGAAUGCAUGGGUAUCAUUUCUUGGUUCACCUAUUGUUGUACCAUUUUGGGCUCAAGUUAAUAUUCUCGUUGGUUUUGUUGUCUUAGCAUGGAUAAUAGCACCAGCAACAUAUUAUAGCAAUCUAUGGAAUUCAAAAGCUUUACCAAUUGUUAGUGUUCGAGUGUUUACUGCGGAUGGAUAUCUUUAUAAUAUUUCUGCUGUACUCAAUUCAAACCUUCGUUUAAAUGAAACUGCCUAUAAACAAUAUGGUGAAAUUCGAAUGACACCAAUUUUUGCUUUUGCUUAUGGUAUAUCAUUUGCUGCAAUUGCUGCAGUUAUUGUUCACACUGUACUUUAUCAAGGUAAAACAAUUAUAAAACAAUUUCGCUCAUCUUUAAAAGACAAUAAUGGAGAUAUUCAUGCUAAACUUAUGUCUCAUUAUGAAGAAGCUCCGGAAUGGUGGUAUACUAUUCUGUUUGGUGUGGCAUUUAUUUUAGCAGCUAUUGUUUGUCAUUAUGGUGGAUUAAUGCCAUGGUAUUAUCUUUUUGUUGCUGUUGCUAUUGCAUUUAUUUUUCUCUUACCGACGGGUAUUGUUCAAGCUGUAACAAAUCAAUCAAUUGGACUUAAUGUUAUUACUGAAUUCGUAGCUGGUGUAGCAAUGCCUGGUGAUCCAUUGGCAAAUGUUACAUUUAAAACAUAUGGAUAUAUUACUCAAUAUCAAUCAUUAUUACUUAUAUCUGAUUUAAAACUAGGUCAUUAUAUGAAAAUUCCUCCUCGUGCAAUGUUUAUUACUCAAUUAACGGGUACAAUUAUUGCUGGAAUAAUAAAUUUUUUUACAGCGAAUUAUUUAAUGAAUACUAUUCCAAAUAUUUGUACUCAAGACAAUCCAAGUUGGACAUGUCCAAAUGCUAAUACAUUUUUUAGUGCAUCGAUUAUUUGGGGAGCUAUUGGUCCAAUAAAAAUGUUUGGUAAAGGAGCAACUUAUUCUUGUCUUCUUUAUGGUUUUCUUAUUGGUGCUGUUCUUCCAAUAUUAGGAUGGCUUCUCGUGAAAAAAUUUCCUAAUAUUACAUGGUUAAAACAUAUUCAUUUUCCUAUUAUGUUAUCAGCUACAGCAAUAAUGCCACCUGCUCCACCAGGUAAUUAUCCAUCAUGGUUAUUAGUUGGUUUUAUAUUUAAUUUUAUUCUUGCACGUUAUGCACAUACAUGGUGGAAACGAUAUGCAUAUGUAUUUUCAGCUGCUAUGGAUAGUGGUGUUGCUAUUGGUGUACUUAUUAUUUUUUUUGCAUUACAAAAUAAUCAAAUAGAAUUUCCAACAUGGUGGGGAACUGGUGGAGAAACAGGAGAUGGUUGUCCACUUUCACAUGCAAAUUAUUAUGGAGUUAUGCCAAGACAUCGACCAAUUAUAAAUACUAAAUAA